Molecule: messenger RNA, 735 nt
Organism: Angiostrongylus costaricensis
Lineage: Eukaryota; Metazoa; Nematoda; Chromadorea; Rhabditida; Metastrongylidae
Source: the annotation of a GenBank genome assembly
AUGGCACGAAUUAUUUCGAAAUCAGAUCCAGCAGAUCCUGAGGACGUCUAUAGAAAGGCUGAGGAGUUCUGGUCAAAUACAAGCAAGGAUAUCGACGGCAUGCUUGGAGGUUUCGCUCAUUUACACACACCCGAUAUUAAAUGCUCGAAGGCUUUCAUCGAUAAAUUGAGGAAAAAGAAUUUGCUUGUUAACACGAAUCGAGUAGCCGAUUGUGGAGCUGGUAUUGGGCGGGUUACUCGUCAUUUACUGUUGCCUAUCUUUAACAGUGUGGUAAUGGUGGAGCCUGUAGCGGAAUUGCUUGAAAAGAGUAUUUCAUAUGUAGCUGACAAUGGCAAUGUAAUGAGAGUGAAAGUUGGACUGCAAAAUUUCUAUCCUGAUAUGUGUAGCUUUGAUAUGAUUUGGAUUCAGUGGUGUUCUGGUCAUUUGACAGAUUCUGACAUGGUUAACUUCCUAUCCCGUUGCAUAGGCCACCACAUUUCGUUUUGUUCUUUCAAGGAUGGACUCACAGAGAAUGGCGUAAUAGUGUUCAAGGAUAAUCUCUCUGCUCAGCAAGAAUCCGAAUUCGACAGCGAAGAUAAUAGUUGGACUCGACCAGAGAAGCUUGUUUUACAACUGUUCGAAAGAUCGAAACUAAGAGUAGUGACUGAGAAUGUCCAGACAGGUUUUCCUAAGGGUAUGUAUAAAGUUAAAAUGUAUGCACUGAAGCCUAUCAAGAAGGAGUUGGGGGAUGUUUGA